AUGGAAAGUAAUGGUGGAGCAGGAGAAGUAAGAAGAGUGAGAUUAGUUUAUUUCCUUAGCCGUUCCGGUCAUGUUGACCAGCCUCAUCUCUUGUCUGUUCAUCAUAUUUCCCGUAAUGGUGUCUUUCUUCGAGAUGUAAAGCGAUGGUUAGCGGGUGUACGAGGCGAUGCAAUGCCAGACGCAUAUUGCUGGUCAUGUAAGAGGAGGUAUAAGAAUGGAUAUGUAUGGCAAGAUUUAUUGGAUGACGAUCUUAUUACACCAAUCUCUGAUAACGAAUAUGUCCUCAAAGGAUCUGAGAUUCUUCUCAAAUCUCCAAAAGAGGAUUCUCCUCAUGCGGAAAAGAAAGCUUGCGAGACAAGAAAUGGUGGUAACGUCGGAAUAGCGACUAAGAUGAUCCACAAAGAAUCUCCAGUCUUCUGCUCUCAGAGAUCGACGGCGACAACGUCGACAGUCACCGAUGAAUCCACCACGAACGAAGAAGAAAUGGUCGUUCUCAAGAAACAAGACAGGGGAAAAGUAUCCGGUGAAAGAAACGGGUCGGGUAACGAUACAGAACCGGGUCGACCCAGUGUGUCUUCUUCGACGUCUUCGACGUCGUCGGGUUUUAUCAAGAGUAAGAGCUAUUCGAGUGUGCGUGCUUCCCAUUUGCUAAGGAACUUGAUGAAGUGUGGUGGUAUGGACACAAACGAUGUCGUUUCGGUGCCUUUGAAUAAGUCUGCGUCUGGUGCUUUUGGUGCGGCUUGGGAAGAUGAACGCAGAUUCCAAUACCACAAUGCUCGGUAUGCUCCAAAAAAAAGCUUAGAGGAGGCAUGGAGUGGUAUAAAGAUGAAAGAGACAAUUGAGUUUUGUAAACCAAAGGUGGCUUCAAGCAAGCCUUCUAUGGCUCCAUUAUGCUCGUAA
Molecule: messenger RNA, 900 nt
Organism: Eruca vesicaria subsp. sativa (arugula)
Lineage: Eukaryota; Viridiplantae; Streptophyta; Magnoliopsida; Brassicales; Brassicaceae
Source: the annotation of a GenBank genome assembly